Pseudovirgaria hyperparasitica is the source of this 937-nucleotide messenger RNA. RefSeq names its product adenylate kinase isoenzyme 2, mitochondrial. The record is from RefSeq and is a predicted model, not a curated record. The transcript is spliced from 4 exons. The coding region runs from base 131 to 937 and encodes 268 amino acids. Gene Ontology annotation, cellular component: cytoplasm; mitochondrion. NCBI's taxonomy places the organism in Eukaryota, Fungi, Ascomycota, Dothideomycetes, Acrospermales, Acrospermaceae. Gene Ontology annotation, molecular function: AMP kinase activity; ATP binding. Gene Ontology annotation, biological process: ADP biosynthetic process.
CUCAAACCAACGCCGCACCUCGUCAGGCUCUGCUCGUGCCUGCAGACAGCUGUACGUUUCGCGCGUGGUCCCGCUCUUGAACCCUUGCGUACAUCUUGCCCGAUCCAAUCAACGUCACAAGCCAGGCAAAAUGCCAGCUUUACUGGACCCCGUUGAGGAAUUGAAGCAAAGGGUUCAAACGCUCGAGAAGAGAAUUGCAGAACUUGAGUCUGGCAAGCCUGCUAAAGAUGCGCCGUCUAGCAUGCGGAUGAUUCUCAUGGGACCUCCCGGAGCAGGGAAGGGCACGCAAGCACCGAGGAUCAAAGACAAGUACUGUGUCUGCCAUCUCGCCACCGGAGACAUGCUCCGCGCCCAGGUCGCAAAGAAGACAGACCUCGGUCGCGAAGCUAAGAAGAUCAUGGAUGCAGGUGGUCUCGUCAGUGAUGAGAUUAUGGUCAACAUGAUUAAGAGUGAGCUUGAGAGCAACAGCGAAUGCAAGAACGGCUUCAUUCUUGACGGAUUUCCUCGCACAGUAGCUCAAGCAGAGCGCUUGGAUGAUAUGUUGAAUGCGAAGCAACAGAAGCUUAUGCACGCUGUCGAACUCAAGAUUGACGAUAGUCUUCUGGUCUCACGAAUUACAGGUCGUCUCGUCCACCCAGCCUCCGGUCGGAGCUACCACAAGAUCUUCAACCCACCCAAGAGUGCGAUGACCGACGAUGUCACUGGCGAGCCACUCAUUCAGCGAUCUGACGAUACCGAGGAAGCGUUGAAGAAGCGACUAGUCACAUACCACAAACAGACCUACCCAGUUGUUGGGUACUAUCAGAAGACAGGAAUCUGGACAGGAAUUGAUGCCAGCCAAGAGCCUGGACAGGUAUGGAAGAGUCUGCUAGGUGUCUUUGACGGGCAAAAACCCAAGAACAGCAGUCUCCUGAGCAAGAUCGGACUACAGAAGUGA